This is a messenger RNA of Staurois parvus, 518 nucleotides long. The record is from the annotation of a GenBank genome assembly. NCBI's taxonomy places the organism in Eukaryota, Metazoa, Chordata, Amphibia, Anura, Ranidae.
AUCAAGUUCCUAGGCAUGCAGACUGCUUCUACAAACAUUUGUGAAAGAAUGGGUCGCUCUCAGGAGCUCAGUGACUCCAAGCGUGGCCCCGUGAUAGGUUGUCACCUGUGCAGUAAGUCCAUCCGUGACAUUUCCUUGUUACUAAAUAUUCCACAGUCAACUGUUAGUGGUAUUAUAACAAAGUGGAAGCAACUGGGAACAACAGCAAUUCAGCCACCAAGUGGUAGGCCACGUAAAAUGACAGAGCGGGGUCAGUGCAUGCUGAAGUGCACAGUGCACAGAAAUCGCCAACUGUUUGCAGAGUCAAUAGCUAAAGACCUCCAAACUUCAUGUGGCCUUCAGAUUAGCACAACAACAGUAGAGAGCUUCAUGGAAUGGGUUUCCAUGGCCGAGCAGCUGCAUCCAAACCUUACAUCACCAAGUGCAAUGCAAAGCGUUGGAUGCAGUGGUGUAAAGCAUGCCGCCACUGGACUCUAGAGCAGUACCUGCCUGACUGCAUUGUGCCAAGUGUAAAGUUU